Messenger RNA from Brassica rapa (field mustard), 3578 nucleotides. Its product is annotated as putative nuclease HARBI1. The record is from RefSeq and is a predicted model, not a curated record. NCBI's taxonomy places the organism in Eukaryota, Viridiplantae, Streptophyta, Magnoliopsida, Brassicales, Brassicaceae.
AACUUCUGUCUGAAUUAUUGUAGGGUUUGUUUAGCUCUAACCUAAGUUUCAGCUGUUUCCAUUAGACUAGUUAAAACAAAUACAUGUCUUCUGUUUCCAUUAGAGUUUGCUUGAGAGUUUGCUUACACACGUGAAUUUCUUCUGUUUCAGGUGAAGUACAAGACGAUGUCACGGGUUGAAGACAAAAGCUGGUAUGAAGUCACGGGUUUGUAUGCUCUGUUUGUAUUUUCAUGUCACUAGACCAUGUCACGGGUUGUUUCUAUGUUGCCUUUAUAAAUCUGCUUGUAGACUCAAAUGUUAUGCUAUUUCCUUUGCUCUUCUGCUUCCUUUGUACUCUCUAAAAACUGAUGUAAUGGUGUUUUAGUGGAAUCUAUUUCCUUUCCUCUUAUUUUCCUUGUACAAUCUCGUUUGCAAUUGUUUCAACAACAACGAUCCCAGCUUGAACACGUGAACCUUCCCACCUUCAUCUUCAUCACCGAUAGGAAGGAUAGCCUAAUAUGGCAGAUGAAACCGACCGAAGACUCGAUGCGGCUGUCAAUGAGGCUUUCGAUGAAUAUUUUGAAGAAACAUACAACAGUAUUAUGGAGAAUCGAACUACAAAAAAAAAGAAACGUGCGUACGUCGAAAGAAACCGAGAAGCGGGCCACAGCCGUCUAUGGAAUGACUAUUUUAGUGAAGCUCCGACAUUUCCGCCUCAUUUAUUCAGACGCCGUUUCCGCAUGAGCAAGGAAGUAUUCAUGCGGAUUGUCGACACCCUCUCAGCAAAUGCUCCAUUUUUUCAACAAAGAAGAGAUGCAGUCGGAAGGUUAGGUCUAUCAACAUUACAAAAGUGUACUGCAGCUAUCCGUAUGCUUGCGUACGGCUCUGCGGCUGACGCCGUCGACGAAUAUCUCCGACUAGGUGAAAGCACAUCACUUUCAUGUUUAACAAAUUUCACAGAAUGUAUAAUACAACUAUUUGGAAAUGAGUAUCUACGAAGACCCACUCCAGAGGAUCUUCAGCGACUACUCGAUAUUGGAGAGAUACGCGGCUUUCCGGGGAUGAUUGGAAGCAUCGAUUGUAUGCAUUGGGAAUGGAAGAAUUGCCCAACAGCUUGGAAAGGACAGUACACACGUGGAUCGGGAAAGCCGACAAUUGUCUUGGAGGCUGUAGCUUCACAAGAUCUUUGGAUAUGGCACGCCUUUUUCGGUCCUCCAGGUACAUUAAACGAUAUUAACGUCCUUGAUCGGUCACCUGUUUUUGAUGACAUUUACCAAGGCCGCGCUCCAAGGGUAACAUACAUGGUCAACGGACACCAGUAUGAUUUGGCUUACUACCUCACUGACGGUAUAUAUCCAAAAUGGUCAACAUUUAUCCAGUCCAUCACACUCCCUCAAGGUCCUAAAGCAGCGUUAUUUGCUAAAGUUCAAGAAGCUACCCGGAAAGAUGUGGAACGUGCUUUUGGUGUAUUGCAAGCUCGAUUUGCGAUAGUGAAAAACCCAGCUCUAUCAUUGGACAAGGAAAAAAUAGGAAAUAUUAUGAGAGCGUGUAUCAUACUACACAAUAUGAUCGUCGAAAACGAAAGAGGUGGUUACACUCAGUACGAUACAUCGGAAUUUGAAGAAGGAGAGUCGAGCAGAAGUUCACAUGUAGAGCAUACUAACAACAUGCCUUCACAUUUCGGUAAUAUGCUUGGUCUACGGAAUCAUGUUCGAGAUAGGCGUACACACGAAGCAUUGAAGAAUGAUUUAAUCGAAAAUAUUUGGAACAAGUUUGGUAAUGAUGAAGAUGUUUAACUAUUGUAUGUUUGCUUUUAAUCAUUUAAUAAAAAAAAAUUUAAUGUUUUUAAAAAAUUUAAUGUUUUUAAAAAAUAAAAUUUUUUAAAAAAUUUAAUAUUUUUAAAUUCCUAAGGACUCCAAUUCGAGUAACACCAUUGGACAUACAUUUUAUACUCAAAUCCUUAACUAUUCAAAAAGCAAAAAAAUAUACUAUUAUAAUCCUAAGGACUCCAAUGGUGGGUAACACCAUUGGAGUUGCUCUAAGUGUAGGGUUCCUUAACUUUUAACUAAAAACACUAAGGGAUUUUUCUUAAGUCUCUUAUUUAAGGGUCGUUCCUUAGCUUUUUUAGUUAAAAGUUAAGGGACCCUACGCUUAAGGGUCUCACUUAAGGAACAUCAAUAAUGAUGCUCUAAGAGCACCCCCAUUAGUGAACUUAUGGGGGGUUCACACACAUUCCCAAAAAAAAAAAAAAUUAAAAUAAGGAAUAGUGAUGAACCUGUCUCUCUCCACCCCUUCCCAGUGAACCUGGUUCAUCACUGUAGCGCGGACCCCACGGCACGUGGCGGCCCGCGACUGGUCCGAAAAAAUAUUUUUUUUUUUUUUUUUUAAAACAAAAAUCAACUAAAAAAAAAAUAAUAAAAAAAUGUUUUGUGAACCCCUUUCAUGGGGUUCACUAAUGGGGAUGCUCUAAGGACUUCCCCUUAAGGAUUCCCAUUGUGGAUGCUCUGAGCAUUGGUGAACCCCCUUGGGGUUCAUAAAGAUUUUUUAAUAUUUUUUGGUGGAUCCAUGAAUAGUUAUAAACCUGUAUUUGUUGUUUUCUGCAUUGUUGAACCUCAAGAAGGAGUUCAUAGGAAUAAAAUAAUAAUAUUUAUUUUAUUUUUUAAAAAUUUAAAAAUAUUCAGAAUACAUGAAUAAAAUAUUAAAAUAUAUUAUAAAUAUUUUAAAACUUUUUAUUCAAUACAUUAAGAGUAGAUUACAUAAAUCAAUAAAUUCAAUAACAUACAAAGCUUAUUCUAUCUUCUUCCGGAUCCAUCUGUCAAAUAAUUCAAGAUUUUGUCAAAUAAUUACUCGUAAACCACAAUCACGAUCUACAACCCUAAACCCAUCACUCGAUUUAAACCAUAAAACGAAACCCAUCACUCCAUUUAUAAACAUUACUCGAAAACCCUAACUGGAUUUGAAAUCUCAGAAAAAAGAACCCUAAAACAAACCACAAUCACGAUCUACAACCCUUGAUCGAAACCCAUAUAUCGAUUUAGAUCCCUUACUCGAAACCCUCAAAAAAUUUUCAAAAUCGAAUAAUUGCUUCCCACCCCAAAAUCGAUCCAAUAAAGCUAUAAAACUACAGGAUACUCACCUACGCUCGUGGAUAGAAGAGCUCGUCGUCGAUUACGUCGAGAAAAUCGCCGGGAAUCGUCGUCGCACGAAAAGUCGCCUCUCACGGUGAAACCCUAGUAUUUUCAGAGAAAGGGGAAAAUGAGAAGAAACACGAUGUGGCCCGACUUUCCUCCUCGUCAACGCGGAACGCUUGACCAACCAGCGUACGCCGCGUGGCAAAAUCCGCCCCUUACGGGUUCAUGCGCAAGGCCCGGUUCAUCAAAAUAAUCGCAUUUUUCUUUUUUUUUAAUCCACCGGACCUAAGAUUUCGAACCCACGAACCUGUUAUAAACUGCUAAUGCGGAUGGUCUUAGAGCAUCUCCAAUGGUGUUACCACCAUUGGAGUCCUUAUGAUUAUUAAACUAUUUUUUUUUAGAAUAGUUAAGGACUCUAAUCAAAAUAGAAUGUCCAAUGGUGUUCUCCAAUUUGGAGUCCUUAGGAAU